This is a messenger RNA of Oryzias latipes (Japanese medaka), 2369 nucleotides long. RefSeq names its product homeobox C13a (gene hoxc13a). The record is from RefSeq and is a predicted model, not a curated record. Gene Ontology annotation, biological process: regulation of DNA-templated transcription. NCBI's taxonomy places the organism in Eukaryota, Metazoa, Chordata, Actinopteri, Beloniformes, Adrianichthyidae. Gene Ontology annotation, molecular function: DNA binding; DNA-binding transcription factor activity, RNA polymerase II-specific.
CUAAACUACAAAAUAAUAUUUCUUUGAAUUCAUUUGUUAAAUUUUUUACCCAAAAAGUCUCCUACUGUGACAUGUGUCAAAAGCUGCUCUAUCUUCUUGCAGCUCCAGCAGUCGGCAAAAAUUCGCAGAUUGUUUUCGUUUGCCCGACUCUAAACGCAUUCAAACUCCCCUUUAAGGGUGUGGGUCUCUAAGAUUUAAACCAAUCGUGAGUCUAGGUGUUCUGCAGGGGAGCGCGCUGACAUGUGAGGCUGUGGGUCUUUAAAGGGCUGCUCCGUCCAUGCUCACGAGCCCAAUCUCGCAGGACUUGUUAGCGUAUCACGUGCCAGAGUCUUAAUGAAGUGGACACAGUGGGGCCUGGUGUGCGCAUGCGCUCGGUGUGAAAUGUAGUUGGAAAUGAGGUGUCCGUCUUGGAGUAGUCGACUUUUAAAAAGCAUCGGCAGCCCGUGAUAUGACGACUUCGCUGGUUCUGCAUCCACGCUGGGCGGACACCUUGAUGUACGUUUAUGAAAAAAGCCCGAAUGAAAACAGCCAGAAUAAAAGCCAAACAAUGGAGGGACUGAGCGGUAAUUGCCCUGCGACCCACUGCAGGGACCUGAUGUCGCACCCUGCGCUGGGACGACAUUCUGGCACCAUAGCGACCCACCAGGGCUCCGUCUACUCGGAUAUUUCCUCUCCAGACACCGGCCGCCAGUGUCCCGCUCCGCAAUCGUCUUCUAGCGCGUCUCUGAGUUACGGUUAUCCGUUUGGAAACCCAUACUACGGCUGCAGGUUGUCUCACUCGCACAACGUAAACUUGCAGCAGAAGCCUUGCUCGUACCACCCCGCAGAGAAAUACGCCGAGCCCAGCACAGCUCUGCCCUCAGAAGAACUGUCAUCCAGGGCCAAGGAGUUUGCUUUCUAUCCGAGUUUCGCAAGCUCCUAUCAGGCCGUUCCCGGAUAUCUCGACGUGUCGGUGGUGCCCAGUAUCAGCGCCCAUCCUGAACCGCGACACGACGCCUUGAUUCCCAUGGAAGGCUACCAGCACUGGGCUCUAUCCAAUGGAUGGGACGGACAGGUGUACUGCUCCAAAGAGCAAACCCAAUCAACUCAUCUCUGGAAAUCACCUUUUCCAGAUGUCGUCCCACUGCAGCCUGAAGUCAGCAGUUACCGUCGCGGGCGCAAAAAACGCGUCCCUUACACCAAGAUUCAACUCAAGGAGCUGGAGAAAGAAUACGCAGCCAGCAAGUUCAUCACCAAAGACAAGCGGAGGCGCAUCUCGGCAGCCACCAAUCUUUCUGAGCGUCAAGUUACCAUCUGGUUCCAAAACCGGCGGGUCAAGGAGAAGAAAUUCGUCAGUAAAUCCAAGAACACUCAUAUGCACGCUACUUGAUGGGAUGAGCUCACUAUCACACACACACACACACCAACGUACCUUCCAAAACAAAAUGCCAUACCAAUACCUCUGCAUUGAAAAUCGCGGUUUAUUGACAUGCUGGCCGAGUGCUUUCUUACUUUUUCGAAUCAUUGAAGCUCCAUCAACUUUCUCGACCACGUCAACAAGACCCCUGCUCCCAGUUUAGAGAAAAUGCUCUAAAAACUGUGAAAAUGUUCAAAUCGCUUCACAAUUUUGUUUUAUAAGAAUGUACAUAUAUAAAUAUAUAAUAUUUAAAACGAUAUCUGUAUUUCAGACAAGUUAUUGCGUGCUUUUUCUGUGUUUUCUGUUCAUCAAGCCAAAUCUUAAAAAGAACUAAUGACAUUUCCAAGUCUUGCAUCGGCGUGAGGAAAAGCAGAGGAAAGAGUUUGUGCUCAUUUUAUGUUUUCUAAUUCCCCCCCCCCCUCUUUUUGUUUAUUUGUUUGCAAAAGCAAUCGCUGUAUGGACAAGAACUGUGGUGGACAUGUGAUAUGUCGAACUUGAGAUCUGAAUAAUUGUCCACAACAGCUGCAGAGAAAACCUCUGCAAGAAAAAGUGAUUAAAAAAGAAUCAGACUGAAAUAGGAUGAAAGCGUCCUCUGUAUGGGAUUUGAUCUAAUUAGCCUGGGAUAAACGAGGCUGCUGUUAAUCUGUAUAGUGCAAUGCCUUCAUUAUUUAAUUCAUAUUAUCGAUUAUGGCGGAACUAUAAACUGGAAUUUCACAAUUCUGUAUGUUUUCCUUUACCAGUGAAGGACUCUGUCAUGCAACUGGAAUGAUUGUAAACCAUUAAAGUCAGUGAGUAUUACAUAUAAAUGCACAAUCGUUUUAUUUGGGUCUGACUUUGUUAGUGUAGAAUCGGAGCAGAUCACUUGUAACAAAGCCUGUAAUUUCUACUUUGGAACAGUGUGUGAACUGUAUUGUGCUGUUGACUUCCGUACUGGUAAACGUGUUUCAUAAAUAAAUGAUGAUUAUGAAAAUGC